This is a messenger RNA of Caenorhabditis elegans, 3136 nucleotides long. It is a transcript of the gene sto-2, whose product is annotated as Stomatin-2. Lineage: Eukaryota; Metazoa; Nematoda; Chromadorea; Rhabditida; Rhabditidae. The transcript is spliced from 10 exons. Gene Ontology annotation, cellular component: membrane; plasma membrane. The record is from RefSeq and is marked reviewed. The coding region runs from base 1663 to 2790 and encodes 375 amino acids.
UAUAUUUUUGUUGUUUGUUUUUUUUUCGAAUAUUGAAGAGAAGAUUUUUGGUUUAUGUUCUAUCAUAAGUCAAAAAGUGAAAUUGCUGGAUCAGAGAACGGUGGUGGUGUAGAAAAGAAGAACAAAAACGGGAAAAAACCAUUUCACAUUUCUACAACUAUUUUUGUCUACUUAUUUAACAAUUUCCUAAUCAACAGAGGUAAUGCGAAUUUUUAAUUGUAACUAAAAAAUAUCUGAAAACAAUUUUAUACAAAUUUUGUAAAGUUGAAUUUUUUUUAGCUUAGUUAGAAAAAGACUCUGAUACUUUGAUAAUUGUGUUAUAUGCAAAUAUUUUUAUUCUGUAAAUGAUAAAAAAUGUGUCUUUUUACAACCAAAUAUAAAUUUUAAAAAGUUAUUUAAAAAAUUUAUAUAAUUUUAAAUGGGUUUUUUAAUCAAAAGCUGAUUAGCCCUCUUUGUUUUUUGUAUAGUUUUCCAUUUUCUGCAAAGCCUACUUUGAAAAGUUUUUGCGGGAAUGGAAAAAUCAUUUUGGGAAAAUUUGUGGGACAAGGGAAAAUUCAGAAAACUGUAAUCCGUCAUUACAACCAAUAUUCUAUCAUUUAUAACAAAUUACUCACAUAAGUACAAUAUUUCAAAUUCCAUGUUAUAAUAUACCUAAAAAUAUCGAACACCAGAUUUUAGGAAACUUUUUAAAAACCAACAGUUUUCUUUUUCGCAAAAUUUUUGAGAAAUUUUGAAAUCUUCAAAAAAAUGUUCUCUAGUUUUAUAUUUUAAAGUUGAAAUAGCGCCAGUACAUAAUUUGUUCAAAUAUACUACCGAAAUAUUAUGACGAACCACGAUUUUGUUAAUUACCAAGAUUUUCAAAGCGUUCACGAUGAAGAAGUGGUUUAGGAAAUAUUCUGAGAAAACAAAGAAUUGCUUGAAACUCUAAAAACUAUAUUGAUUUCUUGUUCGAGAAGACUUUGAAGCCUCAUAACUUUAACCGGGAUUUGUUUCAAAAGCUAAACAAUUUCCAUAUUUAUCGGAAAACUUAACUGCACCUUUAAUAAUUUUCACCUGAACCUAUUAAACCUUUGACAUUAUAUCAAAACUAUUUUUAUCCCCACCAAAAUUGUUUAAUUUAUUCAUUUUUGACGCGCAUUUCUUUGAAGAUUCUUUUUGAUAUGAAAAUGAAUUUUAAUCCUGUCAUUUUAUGCAAAUUUUCUUUAAUACUUCUCCCAUCUGCCGGACACAAUUUAUCAAUCCUUGUUCUUCUUAAUUAGGAAAAACCAGUUGGUGAAGAAUGACAAAUGUCUUUUUUUAAAUAUAUUUGUUGUUUUCUAGUUUGAUACUUUUAAAUUGUACAAAUAAAUCAAGACACGUCAAAUUCCAAGGCUAGGUUAAAAAGACAAAAGGGUAUCUAGUAAACCAACAAUUUAUAAUACAUCGAGAGUUAGAUUCUCAUAUUUUCAUUUCUUCGAAGAAGAGGGCAUCUGCGGUCGGGGCUCAUUUUGUCGUCGAGUGCAGUUGUACAUGCUCUGGAGCCACGGGCCCCGCCCUUUUAACACUUAGACCCAGGCGUUCGAGAGUCCUGCUGGCCACAAACUCCUUCACUGCCAAAUUGAAUCGUAUAUCAGAAAUUAGACUUUCCACUGUAUUCCGGCUAUUUUAUUAUUUGCCACUAACAUGAAGACCCAACCAAGUGAGGAAUCGGCUUCCCCGGCGCCAGUAAACCCCGGAAACUCUGGAAACUCCGGAAACCGAAGGGCAUCAAGUACCAGGAUUUCGUUUUCCGACCAACUAGACGGCGGUGAUUCCGGAGAUUCUUCGUCAAACGAGAGCGAGCGUCUAAUGGAAUCGGACGAUGAAGGGAACAUUCAGAUUCCGGUGCCCACCGGACAACCUCGUGGACGCAUGGGUCGCAGGUUCACUCUCAACCCACUCAUUUUUGCAAAAGAAGAACGAGAAGCACGACGGCAAUCGUUAGCUCAACUUAAGCUCAGCUAUUAUCCAAAACACAUGAAUCCUGAACAUUAUGACACUGGUCUUGGGUUUUGUGGGUGGUUUCUUAUGGGACUGUCAUGGAUAAUGGUUAUUUCUACAUUCCCAGUUUCAAUUUACUUUUGUAUGAAAGUGGUGCAAGAAUACGAGAGAGCCGUCAUUUUCCGACUUGGUCGACUGAUUGGUGGUGGAGCCAAAGGACCAGGAAUUUUCUUUGUACUUCCGUGCAUAGAAUCGUACACCAAGGUUGAUCUGAGAACAGUAUCGUUUAGUGUGCCGCCGCAGGAAAUUUUAACAAAAGAUUCAGUGACAACGUCUGUCGACGCUGUUAUUUACUAUAGGAUCAGCAAUGCAACAGUUAGCGUGGCAAAUGUUGAAAAUGCACACCAUUCUACAAGAUUGCUUGCGCAAACAACGCUUCGUAAUAUGUUAGGUACGAGAAGCCUGUCAGAAAUUCUCUCGGAUCGUGAAACACUUGCAGCAUCCAUGCAGACAAUUCUUGAUGAAGCAACUGAAAGCUGGGGAAUCAAAGUGGAAAGAGUAGAAAUCAAAGAUGUUCGUCUCCCAAUUCAACUUCAACGAGCAAUGGCGGCAGAAGCAGAGGCCACUCGAGAAGCUAGAGCUAAGGUGAUUGCUGCGGAAGGAGAGCAGAAAGCUUCUCGGGCAUUGCGUGAUGCUGCAUCAGUCAUUGCUCAGUCUCCAGCUGCUCUUCAACUCCGAUAUCUUCAAACUCUGAAUAGCGUCGCAGCAGAGAAAAAUUCGACGAUCAUCUUCCCACUUCCGAUGGAAUUAGUUAGGCAUCUAAUCAACUGAAAUGUAUCGAUGAUGCGAGAAAUUACGAGUGCAUAAUGAUUUUUUUAGUUUCACCCCAUCUUUCUUUCUUUUUUUUUGUCCAUUACAUUCUCAUUUUGAUUCACUGACAUACUAAUUUUUAAAAUCUAAUAUUGAAAUCGAUAAUCAACUUCUAGUCAUUUUCGAUCUAAAAAAUCAUAUAACUACUAAUUAAACAACAAUUUGAAUACGUGAAUAUCACAAUUAUUUCGUACAUUGAACUUUACCUACCAUUCCCAAUCAAUUUUUCUUUCAUUUGCCACAUUCAUUCUAUCAGUCAAAUUAAAAUGCAACUUGGAAAUAUUAAUAAAUGAGAUUCUCAUCCUUU